UCACAAUGGGGCUGCCCCUGAGCCCGGCGGCCGACUCUGCCCGCUCGGCGCGACACGCUCUCUCGCUCAUCGCCACGGCCAGACCACCCGCCUUCAUCACCACCAUCGCCAAGGAGGUGCACAGACACACCGCCCUGGCUGCGAACACGCAGUCUCAGCAGAAUAUCCACACCACCACCCUUGCUCGGCUAAAGGAGAGAUCUUACGAGUCAUUGAAAUACUUAUUGAGAAGAUGCCUACCGACGUCGUGGACCUUCUGGUGGAGGUGA
Messenger RNA from Anas platyrhynchos (mallard), 269 nucleotides. The record is from RefSeq and is a predicted model, not a curated record. Lineage: Eukaryota; Metazoa; Chordata; Aves; Anseriformes; Anatidae.